AUGGCCGACAGCUUGAAGAUCGGAAACAUGUCGCUCAACGACUCCCAGCACGCGCCCGCCCCCAACCCCUCGACCGGCCGCGCUGCCUACAUUCCCCCUCACCUUCGUGGCCGCCAGGGUGGCCAGGCCGGAGGUAUGGAUGGCGCUGGCGCUGGUGCUGCUCCCGCUCCCGCCCCCCCUGCCGGUGGAAACACCGGCUCUUAUCAAGGUCGUCGUGGAGGUAAUUACGCCAACGCUAACGCCCCUGAUUUUAGCCCUCGAGGAGGUCCCGCCAAUGGUAAACCCACCUGGACUGCGGAUGAUGGAUUUCGUCCCGCUUUCGAUCCCAAUGCUUACGGAAACCCAGGUCACAGCGGCUCGUACAGCGGCGGCGGUUCCUACGGCGGCGGCGGCGGCGGUGGCGGUGCUGCUAGAGGCUCUGGUGAUGGCCAGUGGCGCGAUGGCAAGCACGUCCCCGGUCCGUCCAACGCCCGUCUCGAGCGCGAACUCUUCGGUGUCCCCAACGAUCCCACCAAGCAGCACACCGGCAUCAACUUCGCUAACUACGACGAUAUCCCCGUCGAAGCGUCCGGUCACGAUGUUCCCGAGCCCGUCAACACGUUUACUAACCCCCCGCUCGAUGACCACCUGAUCUCUAACAUCCAGCUUGCUAGCUACAAGACCCCUACUCCCGUCCAGAAGUACUCCAUCCCCAUUGUCAUGAACGGCCGCGAUCUCAUGGCCUGCGCCCAGACCGGUUCCGGAAAGACCGGUGGUUUCCUCUUCCCCAUCCUGUCCCAGGCCUUCCAGACCGGUCCCUCCGCCGUGCCCGCCCAGGCCUCCGGCCAGUUCAGCUACGGCCGCCAGCGCAAGGCCUACCCCACCUCGCUCAUUCUCGCACCCACCCGCGAGCUGGUCUCCCAGAUCUAUGACGAAGCCCGCAAGUUCGCCUACCGCUCCUGGGUCCGCCCCUGCGUCGUCUACGGUGGUGCCGACAUUGGCUCCCAGCUGCGCCAGAUCGAGCGCGGCUGUGACCUGCUCGUCGCCACCCCCGGUCGUCUCGUCGAUCUGAUCGAGCGUGGCCGCAUCUCCCUGGUCAACAUCAAGUACCUGGUCCUCGAUGAGGCUGAUCGCAUGCUGGACAUGGGUUUCGAGCCCCAGAUUCGCCGCAUCGUCGAGGGUGAGGACAUGCCCGCCGUCAACGACCGCCAGACCCUCAUGUUCUCUGCCACCUUCCCCCGUGACAUCCAGAUGCUCGCCCGCGAUUUCCUCAAGGACUACGUCUUCCUGUCCGUCGGUCGUGUCGGUUCCACCUCGGAGAACAUCACCCAGAAGAUCGAAUACGUCGAGGACCACGACAAGCGCUCCGUCCUGCUGGACAUCCUCCACACCCACGGCACCAACGGUCUCACCCUCAUCUUCGUCGAGACUAAGCGCAUGGCCGACUCCUUGUCCGACUUCCUCAUCAACCAGCGCUUCCCCGCCACUGCCAUCCACGGUGAUCGCACCCAGCGCGAGCGUGAACGUGCCCUCGAAUUCUUCCGUAACGGUCGCUGCCCCAUCCUCGUCGCCACGGCCGUCGCCGCCCGUGGUCUCGAUAUCCCCAACGUCACCCACGUCAUCAAUUACGACCUCCCCACUGACAUCGAUGACUACGUCCACCGUAUCGGUCGUACCGGUCGUGCUGGUAACACCGGUAUCGCCACCGCCUUCUUCAACCGCGGCAACCGUGGCGUCGUUCGCGAGCUGAUCGACCUCCUCAAGGAGGCCCACCAGGAGGUCCCUUCUUUCCUCGAGAGCAUUGCCCGUGAGGGUAGCGGAUACGGUGGUCGCGGUGGCCGCGGCAGCCGUGGUCGUGGUGGCAACGCCACCCGUGACAUGCGUCGCGUGGGCGGCGGCAUGGGCGGUGCCCCCUCCUCCUUUGGCGGCAGCGGUGGUGGCAGCUACGGCGGCAGCGGUGGCGGCAACUACAGCGGCGGUGGCAGCGGUUACGGUGGUGCUCCCUCCUACGGCGGAAGCGGUGGCGGUGGUGGUGGUGCUGGUGGUGGUAGCUACGGCGGCAGCGGUGGCUACAGCGGUGGCUACGGCAACCCCUCCGGCCCUACCGGUCCCUCCUCCUGGUGGUAA
Molecule: messenger RNA, 2106 nt
Organism: Penicilliopsis zonata CBS 506.65
Lineage: Eukaryota; Fungi; Ascomycota; Eurotiomycetes; Eurotiales; Aspergillaceae
Exons: 2
Coding region: 1-2106 (701 amino acids)
Cellular component (GO): nucleus
Molecular function (GO): RNA helicase activity; RNA binding; ATP binding
Source: RefSeq, a predicted model, not a curated record